Molecule: messenger RNA, 1620 nt
Organism: Cynara cardunculus var. scolymus (artichoke)
Lineage: Eukaryota; Viridiplantae; Streptophyta; Magnoliopsida; Asterales; Asteraceae
Product: protein ECERIFERUM 26-like
Exons: 4
Coding region: 1-1620 (539 amino acids)
Molecular function (GO): acyltransferase activity, transferring groups other than amino-acyl groups
Source: RefSeq, a predicted model, not a curated record
AUGGAGGCAAAACUCUCCAACAUCCGUCUAUCCACGGUGGUUCCCGGUCAGAUGACGGUGGAAAACACCGUCCACCACCUCACAAACACCGAUUUGGCCAUGAAACAUCACUACAUUAAAGCAGUAUAUUUCUUCAACAAUGAAUUUGCGGAAUUAGGUUUAAUCAUUUCCGAUCUGAAAACCGCCAUGUCUCACCUCCUAAGCCGGUACUUCACGGUGGCUGGCCGGAUCCGACGACGGCCGGAAGACAACCGGCCGUUCAUCAAGUGUAACGACGGCGGCGUUAGGGUGGUUGAAGCGGAGAGCAACACGAGCAUCGAUGAAUGGGUGGAGAUGAAACAUUCCGAUGUGAGUGAACUCGCUUAUCGAGAUCAUGUUCUUGGCCCUGACCUUCAAUUCUCUCCCCUGCUUUUUCUUCAGUUUACGAAGUUCAAAUGUGGAGGGUUCUCAGUUGGAUUGAAUUGGUCUCACGUCAUCGGAGAUGCAUUCUCGACUUCAACCUUCGUCAACAUGUGGGCUCAAAUUGUUAACUGCAAAACCUUAUCUCAUAUUUCAAUUUCUACAAAAUUACAGAUUUCAGAGAGACCAUCUACCUUCCAAAACAUCGAUCUUGUUGGAAACCACUGGUUCAAUGUCAAUAACACCAAAAUGGUAACAUUUUCCCUUCACAUUUCUUCCAAAAAUCUUGACCAAAUAACUUCAAAGGCCAAUGCCAAGCCUUUCCAAGCUCUUUGUGCCACCAUAUGGAAGUCAUUAGCUAAGAUAAGAGCACAACUCGAACCCAAGACCGUUACCAUAUGCACAUAUGGUUCUCAAAAGAACGAAAUUAAAUCUCAAGGGAACAAUCAGAGGGUAAGCAAGGUGGUUGUUGAUUUUACGGUUUCAGAGGCUAGCGUGAUUGAUUUGGCGGAACUGAUCACCGUUAAACAAAACAACUCAGAUGCCAUGUUUUACGGGGAAACAUUGACUUUUGUGAAUCUAGAAGAAGCUAAACUAUAUGGAUUCGAGCUAAAAGGGCACAAACCGGUUCUUGCAAACUAUGCAAUGACAGGGGUCGGGGAUGAAGGAGUUGCGUUAGUUCUUCAGGGUCCAGAAAAUUAUCGUGGACGAUUGUUGACCAUGACAUUACCAAGUGAUCAGCCGCUAGAAAGAAACUCUAAGAGCUUGGAAGAAUCCAUUGAUAACCUAGGAGGGAGCCAACGGCCAAAAGCAAGCAAGGUUCCACCGAUUUCUUGUCGGUUUGAGUAUUUCUCAGCUGCGGAUAAGAACGCAUUUGUAAAAGAGUAUGCCACAAUUCGCCAACGAGAUGAUGAGUCUGUAACAAAGUAUUUGGCAAGAUUCUUGAGGCUCGCUGGUUUUGCAGGGUCGUCAGUCGGGACAUCUCUAGAGCAGGCUGAAAAGUUUAAGUGGACAAUUCAUUACCGGUACCGUUCCAUUCUUAUCAAUGAGAAAUUUACGGAUGUGGCACAGGCGGCAGAUGCUGCCAAGAAUAUUAAGAUGGAGCGGCAAGACUUUUUGGCAUCCAAAUCAGAUGGGGGAAAGAAAAGAAGUCGAGAUGGGCAACAAAUUCAGCAGAUGGGGCAACUAAAUCAGCAGCAAGGUGGUAACAGUGGGAAUUAG